UUCUUUCCACCGGAGGCAUUCCAACUCCAAGCAGAAAAGUCUCCUUUCAUUUUCUCUAACAAAUUGUACAGCCAUAGAAAUGAACAGCUACUUAAAUCUGAUACUUCUUGUGCAAUUUUUAUGCUUUAGACUUUCCCUUGGAGGGGACACCAUUACAGUGAAUGAAUCUGUUUCUUCAGGCCAAACAAUUAUCUCUUCAGGUGGAAACUUUGAGCUUGGUUUCUUCAGACCAGGCGACUCUCGCUCCUACUACAUAGGCAUAUGGUACAAGAAAUUAUACCCGCAAGCAGUAGUAUGGGUAGCAAAUAGGGAUAGACCACUUGAUAGUGCUGAUGCUAACUUGAUAAUUAGUCAAGGCAACCUGGUGCUUCUCGAUAGACUUCAAAACUCAAUUUGGUCUGCACUUUCUGGGAACAUCAAUCCAAAUAUUUCAGUUACUGCAGUUCUUCGUGAUGAUGGAAAUUUGAUUUUGAGUGAUGUGUCAAAGGCAUCAGCGCCCUUACUACUUUGGCAAAGUUUUGAUCACCCAACACACACUUUUUUGCCUGGUGCUAAGAUUGGAUAUGAUAAACGUACACAAAGAAAACAGGUUUUGGUUUCAUGGAGGAAUUUGAGUGAUCCAGCACCAGGAAUGUAUUCUCUGGAAAUGGACCCAAAGCAUGCUCAAUAUGUUAUAAAAUGGAAUAGGACUACAGAGUAUUGGGCAAGUGGUUCAUGGGAUGGCCAAAGAUUCAGCUCAGUGCCUGAGAUGAGGUUAAACUACAUAUAUAAUUACAGCUAUAUCGACAAUGAGAAUGAGUCAUAUUUUACAUAUUCCCUAUACAAUAGUACAAUCACAUCAAGAUUGAUCAUGGAUGUCUCGGGACAAAUUAAGCAACUGUCAUGGUUGGAUGGUAACAUUGAUUGGAAUCUAUUCUGGUCUCAACCAAGAGAACAUUGUCAGGUUUAUGCUAAAUGUGGGGCAUUUGGAGUUUGUGAUGAAGCUAAUGCAACCUGCAAUUGUUUGAGUGGUUUCAAGCCAUCAGAUAGAGAAAAUGGUGGUUGUGUAAGAGACCAAAAGGUGCAGUGUAAUGCAAUUACUGAAGACAGAGAUAGUUUAUGGAUAAGCUCAAUUAUGAGAGUACCUGCUUCUCAAAAUACUAAUAUCACAGUAGGGGAAGCCUCACAGUGUAGAUCUGCAUGUUUCAACAAUUGCUCUUGCACUGCUUAUACUUAUGAUGAUUCUGGUACCUGUUCCAUAUGGACAGGGGAUCUGUUCAAUCUGCAACAACUCAGCUUAAAUGAGACAGAAAGGACUAUAUUUGUCAAGCGUGGCUCACCCGAAGCUCAAACUGAAGCUAAGAAAUCAAUGAAGCUAAAAGAAAUCCUUUCAUCCAUAACAGCUUUGAUGUUUCUACUCAUUGGCAGCUUUAGCUACAUUUAUUAUAGAAGAAGAAUGGCAAAAAGAGCAGAUAGAAGUCAAGGUACUCAAGGGACACAUAUAUCUCACUGGCACAAAGCUGAAGGAGAAGCGAAAGUAUUUAUGAAUGAAAACAGUGAUGAGGCUAUUGAUGUUCCAUACUUUCACUUGGAUACUAUUUUGGAAGCUACAGACAACUUCUCAAAUGCAAAUAAGCUUGGACAAGGAGGAUUUGGUCCUGUUUACAAGGGUAUCUUUCCCGGUGGAAAAGAAAUUGCAGUAAAAGCAUUAUCUAGUCAUUCAGGACAAGGUAUAGAUGAAUUUAAGAAUGAAGUCACUCUAAUUGCAAAGCUUCAACAUCGAAAUCUGGUGAGGCUAUUGGGCUAUUGCAUCAAUGCAACGGAACAAAUAUUACUUUAUGAAUACAUGCCGAAUAAAAGUUUAGAUACAUUCAUAUUUGAUGGAACACUUUGUCAAUUAUUGGAUUGGAAGAAACGUUAUGACAUCAUAUUGGGCAUUGCACGGGGUCUAUCUUAUCUUCACCACGAUUCACGACUAAGGAUCAUUCAUAGAGAUUUAAAAUCCAGUAACAUUUUAUUAGAUGAGGAGAUGAACCCGAAAAUUUCAGAUUUUGGCUUGGCAAGGAUUGUAGAAGGAAAAGUAACAGAAGCAAAUACAAAGAAAGUAGUGGGGACCUAUGGCUAUAUGUCUCCUGAGUAUGCACUGGAUGGAUUGUUUUCCAUCAAAUCAGACGUAUUCAGUUUCGGAGUAGUCGUACUUGAGAUAAUCAGUGGAAGAAGGAAUACAGGAUUUUAUCAGUCUGAAGAAGCCUUAAAUUUGUUGGGCUAUGCAUGGAAAUUGUGGACAGAAAAAGCUGAGAUACAAUUAAUAGAGAAGUCAUUACUUGAAUCAUGCAACAGAAGUGAAGCAAUAAAGUGCAUAAAUGUUGCGCUCCUGUGUGUACAAGAAGAUCCAAGUCAUCGUCCUAAUAUGUCGGAUGUCAUUGUAAUGCUGGGAGGGGAAGGUAUUAACCUUCCAACACCUAAUAAACCAGCUUUUGUAAUAAGGACGCACGCUUUUAGCACAUCAUCAUCUUCCUCCAAUAAGAAAUACAUUGUAUCCAACAAUCAGGUGACAAUUACAGUUGAAGAAGGACGUUAGCAGGAAUUGUGAAGCCAUUUAAUUUGCAUGGAAAGGGCUAGGGGUGACACUAGGACUUAAAAAUGAGCCAUAUUGUACUGCUUUAUCCUUGGUAACCUCUACUUUGGUCCUAAAAGAGUCUAGGGAUAAUUGUGCAUUGGUACUUGGUCAAUAUGAAAAAAGGUGGAAAUGUUGGGGAAACUUUGAAGUGUUUGUAGUCAAACAUAUAUAUUUUUGCUUUAGAAUGUAGUAGGCCUUAGCAAUCAAGUACAAGAGUAAUUCGAUUAUUCCUGAUGCCUUCAAAUGUCUAAUAUUUCAAAUUCUUAUUAGCAAUGUAAUUUUUCUUUCUUAUUCAAUAAGUUAUUUGCCCAACCCAUCU
This is a messenger RNA of Solanum dulcamara, 2918 nucleotides long. RefSeq names its product G-type lectin S-receptor-like serine/threonine-protein kinase At4g03230. Gene Ontology annotation, biological process: recognition of pollen; protein phosphorylation. Bases 80 to 2560 code for a protein of 826 amino acids. NCBI's taxonomy places the organism in Eukaryota, Viridiplantae, Streptophyta, Magnoliopsida, Solanales, Solanaceae. The record is from RefSeq and is a predicted model, not a curated record. The transcript is spliced from 7 exons. Gene Ontology annotation, molecular function: ATP binding; protein serine/threonine kinase activity.